AUGGUGGAUUACACGGCCUUUCCGGUCGAGCUUUGGGAGAAAAAUCUCGAAAACGUACCAGCUCAGAACAUGGUUCGCUUUCAGAGUGUCUCCCGAUUCGCUCGCAACCUCGUACAGAACUCGGCCGCCUUGCAAUACAGAAUAGAACAGUACUGCAUGUCCACGGUCGAUGGGCCUGCUUUUCGGAAUAUCGCACUGAACGAAAAGGUUGAAAUUCAGAAAGAGUGGCACAGGGCCUGGAGGGUCUUUGGACACGCCAGCACCGUUCAAACAAUCGAAUGUAGCGGAUCUCCGACAACGUGCCUCUCUGUUUCUCUGCGCCCAGCAUACAUCAAACCCUCACGUCGGAGCUACGACAACUCUUUGCGCUUUGUUCGCCCACCAUCAAAGCUUCGCGGAGUCGGUCUCAAAGUCUGGACACUUGAGAACUUGCCCGAAUUCUCGAGCCGUCGGUUCGCGUAUGACUACGACCAGGACCUGCUCGUGAUCGUUCCAAAAUCGGUCGACGACCGUAAAGUUGAAUUGCUCAUUUUAUCGUGCACGACAGGCGAAACACACCCACUCGCAAAGUCCCGGGCAUUGCUCAACACAUACACUGAUGCGUUCCAGCGCGGGUCUGAACGGCUUCUGGUGCAUGCCGACAUGAUUGCGAUGUUAUCAUACAGUCACGAGGGAUACAAUCUGUGGGUCUGGGACUGGAAGCGUGCCGAGCUUCUGAUGUCUAUGACAGUAACCACAAGCAAUCUACGCGUAAAGGAUUUCGCAUUCAUGGACGCACGGCACGUCUUAGUCCUUGUGCAGGUCGCAUCUGGCGACUCCAGAAUCAUGGUCUUCGACUGUUAUGCCCCGCAGGUCAGUGCAUGCUCCACUGACAAAUCCGUACUAGCGGUGGCGGCUUUCGACCUUCCGAAACAGCAUGUACACCGCACAGCGUUCCAUACAGCCAGGAUGCGGACUCGUCUAUGCAGCAAGCAAACCCCGUUUACUUCGGAUACUCGGUUCCGUUGGACGCCCCAUUCAAAUAUCGCCCUCAUCUCCCUUGAUCCAUACUUUAAGCUCUGCAUUUAUCUCAUCAUCCCACUGCAUCUCCUCACCACACGCUUUCACGACCCGUCGAUCGAGAGUAAUACGAUGCGUCCCGUUCCCUGGGAAGAGUGGGGCAUGCACACCUUGACGCUGCAGACCGGCUGCGAGCCCAGCUCUUGGAGCAUUGUCGGCGGCUCUCGGCUGUGCGCGCAUGUUCCCUUCCUUGGGCACAUCUACUUGCGCGAGGUGCGGGAAAAGGCUGGUUUGUUUGACCUGACUGGCGCGGACUGGGCGGCGAUGCGGGCGCCCUUUCGUGCGACUCUGGUUAACUACAGGUGUUGCUUGGCUUGA
Molecule: messenger RNA, 1377 nt
Organism: Phanerochaete carnosa HHB-10118-sp
Lineage: Eukaryota; Fungi; Basidiomycota; Agaricomycetes; Polyporales; Phanerochaetaceae
Exons: 5
Coding region: 1-1377 (458 amino acids)
Source: RefSeq, a predicted model, not a curated record